Messenger RNA from Myzus persicae (green peach aphid), 1071 nucleotides. RefSeq names its product oligosaccharyltransferase complex subunit ostc-A. The record is from RefSeq and is a predicted model, not a curated record. NCBI's taxonomy places the organism in Eukaryota, Metazoa, Arthropoda, Insecta, Hemiptera, Aphididae. Gene Ontology annotation, cellular component: oligosaccharyltransferase complex. The coding region runs from base 490 to 939 and encodes 149 amino acids. The transcript is spliced from 5 exons.
GUUAAUUUUCCCCCUCACAAGCUUACCCGUUAUCUUAAACAUCCCGGUAUUACUGAUAUCGGCAUUUGGCAAUGAAGCAUUUAUUAUUUAAGUCUUCAUGCUUUCGUGGUUUCUAAUCUAUCCGUAUUCCGUAGAUCUAUUUUGUCAUGUUGGUUUCUAAUGUUUCUAUCUAAUACUUUAUAGUUUAUAGUGACCAAAUGCCCAGUGACUAGUGACUUCGUACACUUCGUACUCCGUGGUCUAUUGAUCACCGAUCAACACUGAUCAAUAUAUUAUCAUUGAUUAUAUUAAGAUUUCAAAUUUCAAUUUUUCUAAUUGCUAUUAAGUAUAGUCGUAGAGAAUAAAUCUAUAACCGUAUAAAUUAUUUUUGUUUACCAAUUGCCAAUUACCAGACGGAGAAGUAGCUUAAGUAAGAGUUGUGACCACAGACUGUGGCUUGUGCUUUUCACACACAGCUGACAUAAACACACAAAAGUUAAUGUUUUGAUAAUGGAAUCAUUAUAUGGUUUACCUUUUAAAGUUCUUGAAGUUCCAAAUCUGCGUUUAAAGCGACCGUCAUGGUUAAAGAAACCUUCUGCUAUGUUCAUGUAUGUGAUCGUAACAAUCUCAUACUUUUUGGUGACUGGAGGGAUCAUAUACGACGUCAUCAUAGAACCACCUAGUGUAGGUUCGACUACCGAUGAAAAAGGACAUUCAAAACCAGUGGCAUUUAUGCCUUACAGAGUUAAUGGACAAUACAUAAUGGAAGGUUUAGCAUCAAGUUUUCUAUUCAACAUUGGGGGUUUGGGAUUUGUUAUAUUGGAUUUAACCAAUAAUAAAUCAACUCCAAAAUUGAAUCGCACACUUCUAACUGGUGUUGGAUUUGCAUGCAUCAUUGUAUCAUAUUUUACAUGUUGGACAUUUAUGAGAAUGAAGCUUCCGGGAUACUUGAAGUCAUAAGAAAUAAAUAUCAUUGAACAAAACUCACUUUUUUAUUUUUAUUUUACAUGUUUUCAUAAGCCAAUCAAUAUCCUCAACUUAUAUAUUAUAUUAUGCAUCAAGUUGUAAUAAAUAAAUAAUAAUUAAAACAAA